AUGCCGUGCCCACAUGCGUUGGCGGUUGUGACAAAGGAAGGAAUGAGUGCGUACGAGUAUUGCUCAGUAUUCUUUAGUAUUGAUUACAUGUUAAAAACCUAUGAACAAGGGGUAUUUCCUAUACCCAACGAGAGCAAUUGGCACAUUCCUAGAGAAAUAUUAGAAGAAGUCGUGCUACCACCAGUUGGUCAAGUUCAGCCAGGAAGGCCAAAAAAGUGUCGAUGGCAGACAGCUGCGGAAAUACAAUCCAAGAAAUCCAAAGUUUCUUGCGGUAUAUGUGGACAGUAUGGCCAUAACAGGAAAACAUGCAGAAAUCUUCCAAAAAGAGAUUGA
This is a messenger RNA of Nicotiana tabacum (common tobacco), 333 nucleotides long. Lineage: Eukaryota; Viridiplantae; Streptophyta; Magnoliopsida; Solanales; Solanaceae. The record is from RefSeq and is a predicted model, not a curated record.